UAAGAAAGUAAACAUCAAAGAGCCGCGGCUUCCUAAGAGUUACUAGUAAUGGAAGAAUUAUACCAUUGCUAUAUCUACUACUGCAAUAGUUAUUAUAGUGUUGUAAUGAGCUUCUAUAGAGUUAUAUACCCAAGCAAUGCUCCCCAAAAGAAUCUAUACAACCGUACGCAAGAUCUAAUUAUGGCUCUCCUUAAUAUAGAGUUGCCAAAUGCACCCAGUUUGGGGCUUUUAGGACUUCUAGUCCUGGCUGGUUCUUCACUAUUCUUUACAAUCUGGGUCUUUUAUUCCCGUUUUUAUCAUUUGAGGCAGUUUCCUGGCCCUCCCUUAGGAGUUUAUAGUAGACUAUGGCUGCUGAAGGCUAUGAGGUCGGAGCAAAGCGCAGAAUGGUUUCAGGGAGUAAACAAGAAAUACGGUAAGCACUGCCACUUUCGAAGUAGUUUGAAAAAAAGACAUCAUUCAUAAGUGACAUGUAUCAGAGUUGAUUUCUGACAAUCAGUAUUGUGACAGGCUCAAUCGCCAGAAUUGGACCCAAUCUUCUUAUAACAAGCGACCCAGAUACCUGGAGAAAAGUCCUUGGGAUUCGCUCGAAUUAUGAACGAGGUUCAUGGUUCGAUUGUCUGAGGAUUGAUCCCCAUCGUGCAAAUUUGAUCACGGAGCGUGAUAGAAGCAAGCAUAAUGUGCUGCGAUACCAGAUGGCAAGUGGUGUAAGGAAUGUCCUGCCAAAACGUUCUUGUAAAAUGACUGAUUCGAUCUCGAAUAGUAUGAUGGCAAAGAUAUUGAGGGGCUGGAAGCUACUAUAGACAACAGUAUGAAAGAGUGGAUCGCAUACAUAGAACAUAAGGCAAUAUCGACUUCCCAAGCCAUGAAACCAUUUGAUAUUGCGCGAAGCAUCCAAUGGCUCGACUUUGACCUCAUCUGCCAGCUAUGCUUCGGGCAUGGGCUUGGCUUCAUCGCGAACCACAGCGACCGCUAUGACUUCCAGAAAACCCUCGAAGAGAGACUUCCAAUAGUGGAACAGAUCGGGGUUUUGGCAGAGUUUGGUAGCAUUCUCAGAUUCAUCUCCAAAGUCCCCUUCCUCAAUCGAGUAUUGCCAUCAGCAAAAGACAAAUCUGGCGUUGGAAAGAUUCUUGGGGUAAGCCACACUGCAUUGAAUGCUUUUCUUUGUGUUCAAGAUUCCAACUAAAGUCAUAAAGCUCGCUCGCGCUGCUAUCGAUGCUCGUUACACACCCAAUUUCGUGCCCCGCAAAGACUUACUAGCAGCCUGGCUAGAUCGAGGAAUGGACCGUUCUCAAGCCGAGACCGAAAUGGUCAUAGCACUGUAAGCCAUAUGCCCAUUCAAUUAUGUUGAGCGUUGUUAACAGUUCUCAGUUUCGCGGGAUCCGACACAACUUCCACAGCUAUCCGAGGCAUCCUUCUUCACAUCAUUACAUCACCACCCGUGUACACGCGUCUAAUCUCGGAAAUCUCCGCCACUUACACACAUCAAUCCCGAUCAGAAGUUACAUCAUAUGCAACAGCGAGAAACAUCCCAUAUCUUCACGCUUGCAUCAAAGAAGGUCUAAGACUUUUCCCACCAGUCACCGCACUGCGGCAGCGGGUAACUCCACCGGAGGGUGACAUCCUUGGAGGAAUACAUGUUCCAGGCGGAGUCGACAUCGGAGUCAACAUAACGGGGAUACUAAGACACGAAGCAACCUUUGGGACUGACGCAGAUAUGUUCAGACCAGAGCGGUGGUUAGAGACACCACAACCGCAGCUUCGGCAGAUGGAGCGAGUGCAUGAGCUACUUUUUAAUAUGGGCACCACACGCUGUUUGGGUAUAAAUUUGGCAAUGAUGAUGAUGCACAAGUUCUUUGCUGAGGUCUUCCGACGGUGGGACAUUGUAAUCGUGAAUCCUACCCGCCCUUGGGAUAGCAGGUGUCAUGGCGUAUUCCAGCAAAAAGACUUCUUUGUUCGCAUCACAUCUCGUCCAGGUCAUGUUGAGGAGAGACUAGUAUAAUCUUUGAUCAGCUAAGCUUAUAUUUUUGAGCUGCGAGGCAUAGCAAGGUUCGCGGCACAUUUUAUGGCUAUGUCCAGAUUGAUUGAAGGGUGGUUUGAAUUGAAAGCCUCUCGUCAAAUAUUUCUAUGCAGGAGAGUUAAAUAAGAAUUACAAGUUUUCAAUGCAAUGAAGAUACUUUGUGCAUGCCUUCUCAG
Sclerotinia trifoliorum is the source of this 2193-nucleotide messenger RNA. NCBI's taxonomy places the organism in Eukaryota, Fungi, Ascomycota, Leotiomycetes, Helotiales, Sclerotiniaceae. The record is from the annotation of a GenBank genome assembly.